ACAGCUCAUAGUCAACAACAAACCUGUGAGACACGCGCGCGUGCACACAGACUCGCUGACGGGUACCGGAGUAAUAUCAACGCCUACCUUCCCUUGGCGUGUGCCCGCGGAAGAGCAGUUACCUGGUUACAGGGGAGUGAUGGAGUACUGAGCAAUGUAAUGUUCAGGACUCCACAGAUAUGAGUUUCUCUCGCGCUCGCCGAGUCAAGCAACCACGCGCUCAUCCUGCAGCAUCUCCGGUGCGCGCGACCGCAGCUCGUCCAGGAAAAACGCUGUAACGUCUUAAUUAAGUUGCAAAUACCUCUACACGGAAUCUCCAGCUUGUCAUAUUCCCAACUGUAAGGACCAAGUUUGCUGGAAAUUACUGGUUUAAGGACAAUGGCCCCUAGCUGAAGGCAGUGACGGCAUAAGAGUGAGAUGGAGCUGACCUCAGUAGACGCCUCCGCAGCACUGGACAUAUGGAGCAAUGGCUCCAUUCCUGGUUUUCUUCUCAACGAGAGCAUUCUCAAUGACACCUGCUUCCUCAAUGUUUCGAACUGCACCAAUGGGACAGAUGCGGGCAACCGAACAGAAACAAGCAUGGCAGGAAUCCUCAUCCCUCUCAUUUAUAUCAUCGUCUGCAUCGUUGGCCUGGGAGGAAACUCUUUAGUCAUUCACAUUGUCCUGCACUACUCUAAGACUGAGUCGGUGACCAAUAUCUACAUUCUGAAUCUAGCUAUAGCUGAUGAGCUCUUCAUGCUGGGCCUUCCGUUCCUCGCCGUACAGAAUGCCAUGCAUUCCUGGCCCUUCGGCUCAUUUACGUGCCGGCUCGUCAUGACUGUUGAUGGCAUUAAUCAGUUCACCAGCAUUUUCUGCCUCACCGUGAUGAGCAUCGAUCGAUACCUGGCUGUGGUUCACCCUAUUCGUUCCUCUAAAUGGAGGCGACCUCAAGUAGCCAAGGCUGUGAAUGGAACGAUCUGGGCAGUAUCUUUUCUAGUGGUCUUACCUGUGGUGAUUUUCGCAAGUGUUCAACGGGAAGGUGGAAUCUGCAACAUAAUAUGGCCGAAGCCAGCCAAUGUUUGGGCAGCAGCAUUCAUCAUCUACACCUCCACAGUUGGCUUUUUCUUUCCCUUGCUGGUCAUCUGCAUGUGCUAUCUGCUCAUUGUAAUUAAGAUCCGCAGCUCGGGAAAGAAGGUUCACGCAACAUCCACCAAACGCCGUAAGUCGGAGCGGAAGGUCACUCGAAUGGUAGUGAUUGUCGUGGCUGUGUUCGUGUUCUGCUGGAUGCCGUUUUACGCCCUCAAUAUAAUAAACCUUGUGGAGUCGCUGCGUGAUGAACCACAAGGCCUGCAUCUUUUCGUUGUGGUGUUGUCUUAUGCUAACAGCUGCGCUAACCCUAUCGUUUACGGCUUCCUUUCGGACAACUUCAAGAGAGGUUUCCGGAAGGCCUUGUGUCGCUCUUCUCGAAGGGUCGAAAACCACGAGCCCACCGAGCAGCAGCAGCAUCAAGAAGAGCGAAGACGAGUGCUGAUGCCAAGGGAAAGCCUUAGAAGAGCAGUUAGAGAUGAAGAAGACGAGGAGGAAGAAGAAUACAGGGAAGAAGUGACAGAAAUGACGGAAAUCUGCAGGAUUACUCAGAAUGGAAAUGGAAGCGGACAGCCUGAAAGUACCCGAGCGCUUUUCUUAGAGAGACCCUCGGGCACAGGGGUUUCAGAGGUCUGUUCCCCUGACAGGAGAGGUGCGUGCGGGGAUGUGGUUGGUAAAGGACCAGGCUUUGGACCUGCUGCAACCCUGUUGAAUGGGGCUAAAAAUGGCAAUGUGAAAACUCUGCCAGAGGAACCGGUGGAAAAGAACAGCUCCCUGGAGAUCAGCUACUUGUAAACCUUGUGAGUUGUGACAGCUGGAUAAACAGUGUUAUUGUACAUGCCUUUAUAGUUAUUUUCUUUUCUGGGGUCUAUUUGGUUGCAUUUACACUGCAGAUCUUGAUGAUCAAUUCUGAUUUUUUUUUCUGAGUGUGCCCAAUUGUUUUUUGAUGGACUGCUUACAUCUUCUUUUAAAAUAGCUUGUUGCUGAUUUCCACAUUCACACUAUUAACAACAAAGAUGCAUUGACUCUAAAAUAAAAACAACCCAGGGUCAUUCUGAAACUUUUCUGAUAUACAUUUCUGGAGAGUGCCAAAUACAUCCCAGGAGCUAUGGUUUUUUUUUUGCAGUUUUUGUUUUCACGAAUCCACCAGAGGCUGCUAAGUACGCUUUUUGAGAUCUCAAAUUUCUCUUAUGAGUGCCUUUCGUGCUCUUUUUGCUCUUCUCAUGUAAAUCCAUCAGAGGCCGCUGUUGACUGAAUAACUGACCAACCGACUGAUACUCCCACUCACCCCCUUUGCUUAACCCAACCGAUAGUGUUUUAAAAAGCACCAAUUGAACCACCCAACCACGUUUAGAAAAGCAAUCGAGAAAAAAAAAGCCCCAUGAUUUUUACCACAAUUUCAGAUUUUACCAUAUUUUUACCCUGUUAUUUACUUUUUUAUCUAAUUUUUUGGCUUUUGUUUUUGUCACUCCUGCUUUUUGGAAUCGUUCUUGGCCAGACUCAAACUGCAUUGUUGCAGUCAACUCCUCUUUGCGUCUAAGGUCCGCCCACAUGCACUGCGAGCGAUGGGACUCGAAAAGCUGUCCACAUGCAGGUCAGGAACGGUGUCAUACAGCCCCAUAGAGCUCGUUUUACAGACUAAAUGCAGCUGUAGGUACCUCUGGCUACAUAGUUUGCGAUCUCCUGAAAUGUAUAUAGGGCUACGUUUUUAGAAUGUGUCUAUGUUGCAUAAAAAAGCGCAGGUGCAGAUUCUAUGCUUCUCUUUUUUUUUAAUCCGUUUGCAGAGUUUACUAAGAGCUUUUUCACUCACACAGCACCUUUGAGCACUGUAUUUCUCUCUUUGUAUACUUUUUAGGAAAAGUUAAUUUGUUAUAUAUUAAAUAAAAGUUCACUAUAGCCAUCUAUUUAAAUUUUCGACUAGUAAGCAUUUGAAUGUCAAGUCCAUGUGGUAUAAUUUAUGCACAAUUUGACCAAAAUAGUUGUUACAUCAUGUAUGCAAUACUUUUAUAUCGUUUACAUGACAAAUGCUUCUUUCUCACUUUUGCGCUGCUUAAAUGUAUUUAUGUGUGCUACAUAAUAAAAUUGUCUUUAUAUGUGA
Danio rerio (zebrafish) is the source of this 3163-nucleotide messenger RNA. The record is from RefSeq and is a predicted model, not a curated record. Lineage: Eukaryota; Metazoa; Chordata; Actinopteri; Cypriniformes; Danionidae.